AUGGCUUCACCAUCUGAAGACUUUUCUUGUCCUAUCUGUCUUGACAUUUUCAAGGAUCCUGAUCCUGUUGUUUUAUCAUGUAGUCACAGUUUCUGUAAAGAGUGUCUUCAACAGUUCUGGAGAACCAAAGAAACUCAGGAGUGCCCUCUCUGCAGGAGAAGAUCAUCGAGAGAUGAUCCUCCUUAUAAUCUUGCAUUAAAAAACCUUUGUGAGUCGUUGCGGAGGCAGAGAAAUGAGAGGCGUUCAUCAGGGUCUGAGGAGAUCUGCAGUUUACACAGUGAGAAACUCAAACUCUUCUGUCUGGAGGACAAACAGCCUGUGUGUUUAGUGUGCAGAGAUUCACAGAAAUACAUCAAUCACACAUUCAGACCCAUUAAUGAAGUAGUUUCUUCUUACAAGGAGGAGCUCAAUACAGCACUGAAGACCUUACAAGAGAAACUGACACAUGGAGAGAAAAUGAAAAGAGAGUGUAUGAAAACAGUUCAACACAUCAAGUCUCAAGCUGAGCACACAGAGCGUCAGAUUAAACAGCAGUUUGAGAAGCUUCAUCGGUUUCUCAGAGAUGAAGAAGAAGCUACAAUUACUGCACUGAGGGAGGAAGAGGAGGAGAAGAAGCGGAUGAUGAAGGAGAAGCUGGAGGAGAUCAACAGACACAUCUCAGUUCUUUCACACACAAUUAAAAACACAGAGAAGAUGAUGAAAGACAAUGAUGUCUGCUUUCUGAAGAAGUUUCCAGUCUCAAUGGAAAGAGUCCAGAUCUCAUCACAGCCGGAUCCACAGAUGCCUUCUGGAGCUUUGAUUCGUGUGCCACGUUACUCGGGCAACCUGCCCUUCAGAGUCUGGAAGAAGAUGCGGGACAUUGUCCAAAAUACUCCUGUGAUUCUGGAUCCAAACACUGCAAAUCGAGAUCUUGUCCUGUCUGAUGAUCUGAGCAGUGUGAGAUACAGCUGGAAGAAACAACCUCUUCCUGAUAAUCCAGAGAGAUUUGACUAUUAUUCUUGUGUUCUGGGUUCAGAGGGUUUUAACUCAGGAACACACUGCUGGGAUGUGGAGAUUAAAAAGAGCCAAUGCUGGAAUCUUGGAGUAACUACAGCAUCAAACCAAAGGAAGGGACGUGAUUUAUUUAGCGCUGAUGUCUGGUGUGUGUGGUAUGGAUUAUAUGAACCAUCUGGUUUUCCUGUUGAACAGGAUCUUGAGCAAGUGAGAGUGUAUCUGGACUAUGACGGAGGAACAGUGUCAUUCUCUGAUCCUGUAACUAACACACAUCUACACACAUUCACAACCACCUUCACUGACACUGUCUUGCCAUUUUUCACAAAAUGUCACACAAUCCAAACCAGAUUUCAGGGAAUUACCUUUAACAUUUAA
Molecule: messenger RNA, 1368 nt
Organism: Sinocyclocheilus anshuiensis
Lineage: Eukaryota; Metazoa; Chordata; Actinopteri; Cypriniformes; Cyprinidae
Product: nuclear factor 7, brain-like
Exons: 7
Coding region: 1-1368 (455 amino acids)
Molecular function (GO): zinc ion binding; protein binding
Source: RefSeq, a predicted model, not a curated record